GGAGGUGAGCUGCGAGCAGUUCACGGCGCCGCGGUCACCGGACACUCCAGCUGGCGGGUCUAAGAGGACAGCGUGUGCACAGCGUGUUGGUGGGACGGCGGUACCGCAGAAAACACCCCGAAGACACUGACCGGGUUGGAGGACUCGCCAUGUCGGACGGUUGUGAGUUUGAAAUCGACGUGGAGAGCCUGGACCCGGACCGGGAGGAGCUUCGGGACUCCUGCAGCCCCGGAGCGGCGACGCUCGGCUCCGACGAGGACGCAGACGGCAGCAGGAGCGCCGACAAGCCGGAGCGCAGCGGCCUGAGCGCCGGCGAGCAGAGGAAGCUGAGCCGGACGCCCAAGUGCGCCCGCUGCCGUAACCACGGGGUAGUGUCGUGUCUGAAGGGCCACAAGCGCUUCUGCCGCUGGAGGGACUGUCAGUGCGCAAACUGUCUGCUGGUGGUGGAGAGACAGCGGGUGAUGGCUGCGCAGGUGGCGCUCAGGAGGCAGCAGGCCACCGAGGAUAAGAAAGGACUGUCCGGGAAACAAAUACCAGCCGAAAGGAGGACGAUAUAUCAUCGGCAUAUUCGUCCAUCUACCAUGCUGGCCAAAAGUAUCCUCGACGGAUACCGUCCAGCACAGUCUGAUCCAUAUUUGGGGCCCAGCCCAUCUCUCCCUCCACCGCUGAGCGAUCGCAUGAGGAAGAGAAGGGCCUUUGCCGACAAGGAGCUGGAAUCCAUCAUGCUGGAGCGGGAGUACAAAGAAAGAGAGCUGCGGGAUAACAGCCAGCCAGCCUCACUUCUUUUCCCCAACAGCAUGGUACAUCAUGCCGCUGAGUACAACUCCUACAAGACGGGCUACUCACCGGCCCCUCAGGUGGAGCCACAGUCCAAGGAGCUGUGUGGCUUCCUUGGCUCAAACUGCUUGGAUGUGUCCAUGCAGUACCCUGCUGGCUCAGCCAAUGUCGAGCUCAUCUCCUCCAACGUCAGCGUGGCCACCACCUACCGCCACUACCCACUGCAGCCCACCCGAAGUGGUUUCAUGAUAUGGCCCCGCGGCACCGCCAACCUGGGUGACACCCUACUCUAUCAGCAGUGCCUGUUCAAUGCCACAGCAGUGCAGAACAUGAAGCCAGGUGCUGUGUGGGAGCCCAAGGUGAUGCCUGCUGAGAGUCAGCCUCCGGAGCAAGACGUCGCCAUGGCAAAACUGGAAGGCUCCCGAGUGGCGGUACCGCAGGACUCUUUGGAUUCUCACCGGGAUGAUCCAAAGCCUGUGGGUGUCACUCAGGUUGGGCGGAGGGAAUGCUCGGCCUUCUCUCCCCCUAAGAUGAGCUUUGGACAAACAUUUUCCAACAACUCUCUGUCCAAACCUUCCAGCCAGGUCCUGAGCAAACUGAGCAAAGACAACACUAAACACAUGCUUUCCCUCAAGCUCAACUCCUUUCAUUCCCUGAUCCAGCACUCUGUGAGCGAAAAAAACGGCAGCGGGGCCGGGCCGGAGAUCAGAGCUCCCUACUGCAAAGAGUUGCUGGAGGAGGCCACUCACAAAUUCAGAGAAGGUUCUACCAAGGAUAUUCAGCCUGUGAAAGUAACUGACAGGUACACCAAAGAGUUUAUAACCACACCUGUGGGGACCAAGAUGGCAUCUGGUGAUUCUUUGUCCUUCUCAGUGGAAGCCAUUCUGAAACGCUCUGCGCCAGCCACGAGUCGAGCAUUCCUUUAAUUUCGAUGAAGUGACUUCUCUUGCACUAUAAGUGGCAGCUUGUUACUGCACCCAGGUCAUUUCGACAUGUGAUUGUGGGGACAAUCAGGCACUGUGUGAGAAAUUGCGCCGACCAGAAACUAUUUUCCACAUGUAAUAUUUAUGUAUAGUAUAUUAUAUUUUACAUGUGCAUGUAUAAUAAUGGAAUUGCCUUGAGUAUUUAAACAUAAUCACAAUGUUUUCCUCAUGUCAAUAAACUUUAUAAGAUUGAACUCUUCCCAUUAAAAAGUCUCAUGUUUGUUUUUUUUAUGCUCAAAUUAGAACUGUGAAUGUUGUAUCUUAGGAAAGAUGUUAUCCCUCACUGAAACAUCAUGCAUUUUGUUUUACACUUAACAAAUGUAAGUUUUCUGAUUAUCUGAUGUGAUGUGCUGUUAACACGGGGAAUAACGUAAGAAAUCUUAACAUGAAUUGGUGCAAAAAAUAUUUUCAAUCAACCGUUUAUAGUUAACUGUGGUUUUAUGUUAAACAUCAAAGUGUCACAAAUACUGAAACUGCACAUGUAAAUUUCGCCUUGCUAUCUAUCUUGCUAGCUCAUUAUCUAUCUUGCUAGUGAGAUAGCUAGCUAGAUCACUACAGAGAUAGAUAGCUAAAUAGCUAGCUAGAUAAUUAUGGUUUGACUGUUUGUUUGAAAAAAGCUCUUGCCAUAGAAUUUUUAAGUUACGUAUUUUUGCACUUUUCAUCUUUUUCCAAUACAUCUGGAAAACAAUAACAUUCACGUAGCUUGAGAGUUAUCAAGCAAAUUAUGUUAUAACUAUUUUUAAAAAGUACUUGUUUCAGAAUUUAAAUCAAAUAUUUUGUAUACCUGUCACCUUUUCCAAGGUGACAAGGACAAUUCAUCAUUUUAAUUUUGUAUUUUUUUGAACUGGGGCUAAGGUAAUACAAUUGUGUUAAAAUCUAUGUAGUACAAAUGUCUCAAAAGAUAAUUCUAUGCCAGUUAGGGGCUUCUUCAUGUGUCUCCAUCUCAUUUAAUUUGGCCUCACGUUCCGCUGCUGCAUCCUGAUCGUGAGCCUAUAAUUAAUCAU
Messenger RNA from Thalassophryne amazonica, 2764 nucleotides. RefSeq names its product doublesex and mab-3 related transcription factor 2a (gene dmrt2a). Gene Ontology annotation, cellular component: nucleus. Lineage: Eukaryota; Metazoa; Chordata; Actinopteri; Batrachoidiformes; Batrachoididae. Bases 150 to 1703 code for a protein of 517 amino acids. The record is from RefSeq and is a predicted model, not a curated record. Gene Ontology annotation, biological process: regulation of transcription by RNA polymerase II; sex differentiation. The transcript is spliced from 4 exons. Gene Ontology annotation, molecular function: DNA-binding transcription factor activity, RNA polymerase II-specific; RNA polymerase II cis-regulatory region sequence-specific DNA binding.